Oxyura jamaicensis (ruddy duck) is the source of this 687-nucleotide messenger RNA. It is a transcript of the gene PBDC1, whose product is annotated as polysaccharide biosynthesis domain containing 1. The transcript is spliced from 4 exons. Bases 1 to 495 code for a protein of 164 amino acids. Lineage: Eukaryota; Metazoa; Chordata; Aves; Anseriformes; Anatidae. Gene Ontology annotation, cellular component: cytoplasm. The record is from RefSeq and is a predicted model, not a curated record.
AUGGCGGCCCCAUCGUUGAUGAUCUUGAGCGCCGCGUCCUCUUCCAGGCGCCCUUCCUUCACCAAGUGGCUCUUCAGGACGUCGAGGCGAGGCUUGCCGUCCUCGAACACCUCCUUCAGGCUCAUCUCCUCGGUGGACCCCAAGUUCCUGAAGCUCACCAAAGCGGACGAGCAAAUCUACGGCGAGUUCAGGAAAACCUUCGGCGAGCUGAAAAUCGACGUCCUCGACCCCGAGGAGCUCAAAUCGGAGCCGGCCAAGGAGAAGUGGCGCCCGUUCUGCAUGCGCUUCGAGGGGGUGGUGGAGGACUUCAACUACGGCACCCUGCUCCGCCUGGACUGCAGCAAGGGCUACACGGAGGAGAACACGAUAUUCGCCACCAGAAUCCAGUUUUUCGCCAUCGAAAUAGCUCGGAACAGAGAGGGCUGCAACAGCGCCGUCUACAACAGUGCCAAGAAGCCAGCGGCGGCCGUGGCGGAGGGAGCAGUGACGGCGUGAGGACGAGCUCGGCUCCGGCGUGCGCCCGAUGGCAGGAUGGGACCACCCGGCCGGGGGCUGCUGCCCCUUUUCCCCAGGGGACGGGAGCAGGAGGAGGCAGGGCAGCGCGGGGCAUCCUGCUCCUCCUGCUGCAGUGCCCCUGGAGCUCAGCCUCCGCUUGCAGACUGUAAAUAAAAUGUUUUACAAAACCCC